AUGAGUAAGAUUGAAUUAUCAAGGAUGAAGACACCGGCCGUUCCAUUGGCUACUCUGAUUGGGCGUGAGCUUCGAAAUGAAAAUGUUGAAAAACCUUUUGUGAAGUAUGGGCAAGCUGGGUUGGCCAAGAAAGGAGAAGAUUAUUUUCUGAUCAAGACAGACUGCCACAGGAUUCCUGGGGAUUCAUCUACAGUGUUUUCUGUAUUCGCGAUCUUUGAUGGGCAUAACGGUAUAUCAGCUGCUAUUUUUGCGAAGGAAAACUUGCUAAGUAAUGUUUUGAGUGCAUUACCGCAAGAUAUCAGCAGGGAUGCAUGGCUUCAGGAACUUCCUCGUGCUCUAGUUGUUGGUUUUGUGAAAACUGACAUAGAGUUUCAGCAAAAGGGGGAAACUUCUGGAACAACUGCUACAUUUGUCCUGAUUGAUGGAUGGACUGUCACUGUUGCAUCUGUUGGGGAUUCCCGUUGCAUAUUAGAUACUCAGGGAGGUGUAGUUUCUCUCUUGACAGUUGAUCACAGACUAGAAGAGAAUGCAGAAGAGAGGGAGCACGUUACUGCCAGUGGUGGUGAAGUAGGAAGACUCAAUGUAUAUAGAGGCAACGAGGUAGGGCCUCUUCGCUGCUGGCCUGGUGGAUUGUGCCUAUCUAGAUCAAUAGGUGACACGGAUGUGGGAGAAUUUAUUGUGCCAAUACCACACGUUAAGCAAGUGAAGCUUUCAAAUGCUGGUGGAAGGCUUAUUAUAGCCUCUGAUGGUAUUUGGGAUGCUUUAUCUUCUGAUAUGGCUGCCAAGUCAUGUCGGGGUCUGCCUGCGGAGCUUGCUGCGAAGCUAGUGGUCAAGGAAGCUCUAAGGUCGAGAGGCCUGAAGGAUGACACAACCUGCCUUGUUGUAGAUAUUAUUCCUUCGGACCUCCCGGUAUUACCACCAAUUCCGAGAAAGAAACACAAUAUGCUUACUUCAUUUCUCUUUGGAAAGAAAUCUGAAAACUCCACAAACAAAGCUACUAAUAAGCUUUCUGCAGUUGGUGUUGUGGAGGAGUUAUUUGAAGAGGGUUCUGCCAUGCUUGCAGAAAGGCUGGGUAAGGAUUUUCCAUUUAAUAAGAAUUCUGGGAUUUUUCGCUGUGCGGUAUGCCAAGUGGAUCAACCCCCUGGCGAUGGUUUAUCAGUGAACUCUGGGCCUUUUUUCUCUCCAGCAUCUAAGCCAUGGGAAGGCCCAUUCCUCUGCACAAACUGUCGGAAGAAAAGAGAUGCCAUGGAAGGAAAAAGGCCUAGCAGACCCACCGUUACUGCAUAG
Molecule: messenger RNA, 1287 nt
Organism: Gastrolobium bilobum
Lineage: Eukaryota; Viridiplantae; Streptophyta; Magnoliopsida; Fabales; Fabaceae
Product: probable protein phosphatase 2C 5
Exons: 7
Coding region: 1-1287 (428 amino acids)
Biological process (GO): protein dephosphorylation
Molecular function (GO): protein serine/threonine phosphatase activity
Source: RefSeq, a predicted model, not a curated record